This is a messenger RNA of Spinacia oleracea (spinach), 1557 nucleotides long. Its product is annotated as cis-prenyltransferase 4, chloroplastic. Gene Ontology annotation, molecular function: ditrans,polycis-polyprenyl diphosphate synthase [(2E,6E)-farnesyl diphosphate specific] activity. The record is from RefSeq and is a predicted model, not a curated record. Gene Ontology annotation, biological process: response to cold; polyprenol biosynthetic process; plastid membrane organization. Gene Ontology annotation, cellular component: chloroplast stroma. The coding region runs from base 214 to 1176 and encodes 320 amino acids. Lineage: Eukaryota; Viridiplantae; Streptophyta; Magnoliopsida; Caryophyllales; Amaranthaceae. The transcript has 3 exons.
GUCUAAUUUAGUUCAUUAAGAUCUACAAAGUUAAAGUCAAUUCAAAUUUAAUCAAUUUAAAAGAAGGCGGAUUAAGUACACCAAAUAAAUAAAUGAAAAAAGUCGUAUGCCUUCAGUUCACUUGCAAGUUGCAAGCCGAAUUUGUAUAGGGAAUACGGAAACUCGAGAUCUAAUAUUAGCAGUUUCUCAAAACUCAAAUUGGGAAGACAAAAAAUGAUAAUCACAAGAUUUUUGCACCCUCGAGCUGCAAUACCGCUCUCAAACUCUACUCUUAAUCUCUCUUCUAAACUCCAAUCUUACCUCCCUAAUCAUGUUCAUACUCAUUUCAACAAUCAUCUUCCCGGGUCCAUUCUGAAUUUUCGGGCCCAUUUCUUCUUCUCCUCCUUACCAGAAAAUGCGAUGGCCGGGAAAGUUCAACCAGAUACUGGGAAAUCGCCGGAGACAGAGCUUCCGGUGUGUCUCCAGCGAGAGCUGAUGCCAGGACACGUGGCGCUGAUAUUGGAUGGGAAUAGGAGAUGGGCUGAGCUUAGAGGGCUUGGUUCUGAGGCGGGUCAUGAGGCUGGGCUUAAGACUUUGCUUCAAGUAAUGGGCUUGUGUGUUAAAUGGGGCAUCAAAGUUGCCACCUUUUUCUUGUUCUCGUCUGAAAAUUGGAGUCGCCCCAAAGCUGAAAUCAAGUUUGUGAUGUUGCGGUUUCAUAAGAUGUUGGUGAAUGAACGGCAUAACUUGAUUAGGCAAGGAAUAAGAAUCUCCACAAUCGGAGAUACAUCUAUGCUCUCUAUCGACUUACAGGAAGUGAUUGAAGAUGUGAAAGCAGCGACAAAGGACAACACCAAAACACAUGUAAUAUUUGCAGUUAGUUAUAGUGGGAAGAACGAUAUAGUGCAAGCAUGCAAAAACAUCAGUAUGAAAGUUCGUAAGGGCCUUAUCGAGCCUGACGAUGUGUCUGAAACUCUUAUCGAGCAGGAGCUACAAACCAAGAUCACCAUUACCCCUUCCCCUGAUUUACUCAUUCGAACUAGUGGUGAGCUGAGAAUCAGCAACUUCUUGCUCUGGCAAUUGGCCUACUCUGAACUCUACUUCACUAAAACUCUCUGGCCUGAAUUUGGAGAAUCUGAGUUCAUAGCAGCAUUACAGUCUUUUCAGACAAGAGGGAGACGUUUUGGAGGCCGAUUAUGAAUCUUCCCUUUAAAAUUAAGGAUCAUCACUAAUGCAUUUUGUACCUUAAACCUUCAGCUUAAUUAGCAAACAUUCUCAACCUUUUUCACUUUCAGAAUACAAGUGUGUACAUCAAGUUAUCAACUACUGUUUGAUUGCAAUUCCCUUCAAAUCCCCUAAUAAAGUACAUCUAAUUCCCUUCAACUUACCUAGAUAUCGGAUUAUGUAUUAACCCUCGUCUCAAACAAUAGUAGAAGCGACCUUUAUUAUCUUGUUACUUUUAUGGAAGCCUUCCAAAUGUUGUUAACCUGACAACCCACUUCUUUUUCUAUUCACUUCUUUUUUCUAAACUUAUUUUAACUUAUUUGUAUUUAUCAAAAUAUAUUUUAGUUAUGAAUUGUA